This is a messenger RNA of Aphidius gifuensis, 3438 nucleotides long. It is a transcript of the gene simj, whose product is annotated as transcriptional repressor p66-beta. The coding region runs from base 611 to 2491 and encodes 626 amino acids. The transcript is spliced from 8 exons. NCBI's taxonomy places the organism in Eukaryota, Metazoa, Arthropoda, Insecta, Hymenoptera, Braconidae. Gene Ontology annotation, cellular component: NuRD complex. Gene Ontology annotation, biological process: negative regulation of transcription by RNA polymerase II. The record is from RefSeq and is a predicted model, not a curated record.
UUGAUGCAAAUUUUUUACUCUUGCGUUCUACCAUUCUUUUUUUCACAAAUUAUCACUAAAAUAAACUUCUUCCUAUACUAGAAGCAUAAUUAAGUUAUGCCGGUGAAUGAGAUCCUAAUGUUUAAACAUCCAAAUAUAUACUACAUUGGUCAGUUCAUCUGCAACUGGGAGUUGUUGUUUGUGCUAAUGAGUAGUGAAUCGUGAAAUGCUGGGUUCUACUAAAGCGUAUACAAUUCUCUACAUAUUUAUAUGGAUAUAAAUGUAAGCAAUACGAGUAGUGGAUAUACUGUAUAUAACAUCAGUAUAUUUAUCUAAUUCAAUACAUCGCAUGUGAAAUCGUGCAAUUGUUUUGAGAUUUCAUAGUAUCUUGUUUUUUAGUCUUCGGUUCACCUUUUUCAUAUGAAACUCAGUUAAUAGGACGAAAUAAUUUUUUUUUUUUGUGUGAUGAAUCUAUCUCAUCAGAUCAGUGCUUCUAUUUACGGGAUAUAAUUGUUCAAAAUCUAAGUCUCGAUGAAACCACUAAACCAAACAAUUUUUAGUUGAAUAACAAUUUGUUUUUCUUAACGAUAUUCAAAAUUUGAAAAAUCGCUGGUGUACAAAGUCUGUCAUCAUGGAAUCAAUGGACUUGGAUGGAGAUGCAGUGGUUGAUCUCAGCGUAAACAGUGUCCGACGUGAUUCACUUUCAGUAUCUGUAAAUUUAUCAAGUAAUGAUACAGACACAGCGCUAGAUCUUGGUAUUCAUUUUCUAUCACCACAUGUGGACAAUAAUGUAACAGAAACAAGAAAUAUACAGAAUGCAGCUCGAGGAAUUUUACCUGCAAAAUCAGGCGACGAAAAAAGAACGAGACGAAAUUUGCGACCAAGAACAGAACGUAGCUAUGCAGAAAGUCCUGAUGAGCCGCGAUUAAAUGGCCAUGUUAACGGUAACGUCUCGGAUAGUGACGAGGGUGAAUUACCACCACUUUUACCUAUCAAAGAGUUGUCCUCUAUUGAAUUAGCUGAAAGAGAAAGAACUCUUAGAAAACUGAAAGAAGAAUUAAGAUCUGAAGAAAUGAAAUUAGUUUUGCUUAAGAAGUUAAAGCAGUCACAGCAACUCAAAGAAAAUAUCGCUGCUAUUCCAAAAGUUACGAGUAAACUUCCACCAAUCACAGUACAACCGCAAACACCCCACAACAGAACGAACAAAGCACUCCCACCAUUACUGCGCGGUCAACCAGCACCAAGUCGUAACAGCACCAGUCUUCAUGGACCACCUCCAGGUAUGCUCUUGUUACCGAAUACAGGAAGAUCGAGCACCGGAAUAUCACCCAACAUGGUUAUUCCACAGCCCCCUCAUCCUCGCAAUCGAUCGACAAAUGUUUCUGCAAAUGUAUCAAGCUACCAUGCUCCAGCAGACAGAACCGAAAGAUCUACGAAAGAUCCAACUCCAGUUCCUAGUCAUCAGCAGCUACUUUUGGCACAAGAAAAUAAAACUACACCAUCAAUAAGUACUCCUACAAUACCUGAACAGGAACGGUCGAGAGAAGAUAAUCAAACACCCGCUCAACGCCAGGCAGCUGCAAAGUUAGCACUUAGAAAACAACUUGAAAAGACUUUGCUCCAAAUACCGCCUCCAAAACCACCGCCACCAGAGAUGCAUUUUGUACCGAAUCCAUCGAACACUGAAUUCAUCUAUCUCGUCGGUCUCGAACAUGUCGUUGAUUUUAUUACCAAGGAACCUGCGAUUCCCCCACCACCAGAACCUUUUGAGUGUACACAGUGUAAAACAGAUUUCACACCAGUAUGGAAAUGGGAAAAACCAGCUACAAGUGGAAAAAAAGAUGGUCCACGAGGUCAGCAUGCGACAUUUUUACGACCUCCUGCAGGCCGUGAUCCGCGAGUCAUAUGUGAACACUGUGUCACAACAAACGUCAAAAAAGCACUAAAAGCUGAGCAUACAAAUAGAUUGAAAACUGCAUUUGUCAAAGCCCUUCAGCAAGAGCACGAAAUGGAACAAAAAUUAGCUCAAACAAGCCCAAGUCCAGAUCCUCCGACUCCAAAGCCUAUACCAAAACCAGUUACACCAACGAGACGAGUGGCAACACCACCAGCACCUGUGCAAGCACCCUCACCUAUCCAAACACCUCCAACCACCAAACAUCAAGAACAUCCUCUUAUAAAGCUUACGGAAAGUGGCAAAUUUUCACCACAUCAUGUUGCAACUGCCGCUGCUCUUCAACAACAAAUAAUGAGAGAAUUAACGAAAAACCAGGUACAGGGAUUGUCAGGUCAUCAACCACUUCCUGCUCACAUGAUGCCGUUUAAUCCGAUUCUCUAUCCUUAUCAGUUAGCAAUGGCACAAGCUACUGGAGGCAAAGGUCUCGUUGAAUUGCAACGCCAGGCAGCUGAUCUUCAACGUCAAUAUCUUCUUGACAUGAUACCCUCACAGGCUAGUCAAGGUCAGGGAAGCCAAGCAUCUUCACGUACUCAUCAACAUAACUGGAAAACGUAACCAAAUGCAGUAAAUGAUUGAGCUAAGAUAUGACUCACUUUUCAGAUCAAAGACUCAAAAAUAUACGGAAAUCGUCGAGGUGACAUCAAAGUUUUUUUUUUUGAAUCGUUUCGUCUCUGGUUUUUUUAUUUCGUCUUCAAAUUUAUAAACGAAAAAGCAAUGAACUGAUUUUUUUAUUUGAUGCCUUCUAAAAGUAGAAAAAAGGUCCUUAAAAUGAUUCUUCAAACGGUGUUGGUGUUCUUAUACAACGGAGAUCCUCUUGUAUAAUUUUUUUUUCGUCUACCGAUGAUGUUUGUAGUAGAAAUAGUGGAAAUAAUCAAGAUAAACAAAAAAUUUAAAAAAUGAGUAUUUUUUUUUUGUUUUUUUGUCAGAAUAAAUAUCUUUGUGUAGGUUCUAAAACAAUCUUUAGCAACUGGAUUAAUUGCUUUAGUUACAGUAGCGAUACUUUUAUAUUUUGUGUUUACUGUGUUUUUCUUUAUGGAAUGUGAAUAAUCUUUAAGAAAAAUACAUUGUUGAGUCGAGUAUGGUAUAUAAAUUGAAUCUAUACUGUGAGUUUGAACAUUUUUGAUGAGUUAUUUUUUCACUAAUUUACUUGAUAAAGCUAAAGUUAACCGGAAAGUGUGGAAAAGUUCGAUACAUGUGCCCAAUCAGAGAGCCCGCUCACAACUCAUUUGGAAGGGAAACACUCGCCAAGGCUCGUGCCUGCCCCUCUAAAUUCGUUGUGAGCACACUCUCUGCCUGGGCACUUGUAACGAAAUAUACUAUUAUGUAGUAGAGGUAUUUAGUGCGCUUUUGGAAAUUCACACAUUAUUCCCACUGUCCCUAGUGACAUAAUAUACUGGGUGACUACUAAAUUUAACCAAUCACCGUAUGCUUUUGGUAAAGCGAUGACAGCCAAUAAUGGCAACUGCGUACACCAGGUAAAGGCAUCGACAAUGUACGCUCGA